AAACUGGAUGCUUCUGAAUUAUUUUGUAGCCAGUUAACAUAGCUGUAUACUGCAGUGCUUUAUUGUUGCAUAAAUCAGGUCAUGCUAUAUAGAGUAUGAGUCUUGUACUGAGCUGAUUUUGAGCGUGUUAAGUAAACAUUUACGGUGAUCUUAACCCCAAUGACAGAUUAUUGUAAAUUUAAAUGAUAAUUUUAAACAAGUCUGAAUUUAAAUCUCCAGUAUUUUUAUUCUGACUAUCCACUGUGACCGAACUGUUAGUAACAGCCAUCUUUAAACAGGCUCGUGUUAAUGUCAGGAACAGAACCGAAAGAAACAUUAGUAGGGUGUCAUGUUAGUGUAAUAUCUCUUCUCUGGAUACCUGGAUCCAGAUGGCUUAAGCAACAAUUGAAAUUUAGUUUUUCUUUCCCUCUACACCUCAAAACCAUAAAACAAAUAGUGUUUACUCCAGAAAGGUUUAGGAAUGGAUUAAGACAGGAUAAUGAAAGUCCCAGUUGAACUAUGAGGGAAAAUUCGAGAGCCUAUGUCUGCUGUUCAUCUAACUCUUAUAAAAGUGAAGAUACAAGGCCCUAAGCAUAAAAAUUCAUCCAUGAAUAAGGAAUAUUCUUUAUCAUUUUUCUGUUGAAGUGAGAAAACUAUGAGAAGCACUCUUGAUGUCUUUGGGUAGAACAUCUAAUUUAAAAGUCCAAAUUCCACGAGUUCCAACCAAUGGAAUAAAUUAUCUUCUUGGGUCUUAUCUAUGCUUGGAUUUUUUCUCAGAAUUUUUCUCCCCAUUGCUACCAAAAGUCAGUUGUACCAAUCAUAUAAUCCGUAAAAUCAUUCGUAUAGGCACUGGCAUUUUACCCACUGUGUCCAAAAGACUUGUUCUGAGCAGGGUUAGGCAACACUGCCUCAAAUGUUGAUGGCUGUCUGGUGCCCUCUCUAUAUAUUAAUGCUUGCAUCAUUACCACAAGUGGGGUCAUACAGGUGGUAGCAAGAGUAAGGUGGGGAUUUUUUUCCCCUGAAAUUCCCCUGUGCAGGUUGGGGGAGGAGGGGGAGAGUCUGUUGUCAUAAACUCCAUCUUGUUUUGUGUGAAUUCCACUUUUCAGGGACUCCAUUUUUUAUUGUUAUCUUCACUUUGGAGUGUGACCUUCAUGUGGUAUUGCAUCCCCUUUUGUGGACUAGAGCAUUAAUGUUUGUAGUACAGGCUUGACACAAAUUGAAUGACUGUCUUUGAAGAUGGCACAGAGCAAUCUUCAACAAUCAGCCCAUCCAGAAGAACAAUGAACUCUAUGCAGAAGCUUAGCUGGAAAAGUGGCUGAUGAUCCUUAACCUAGGCACAUGGCCAAAGGGGUCAGAGACUUUAUUCAAGAGGGAAUGCUCUCUGUGAAAGGGGUGGGGGAUGUCAGACUAGUGCCACACUCAAGAAGACCAGGCUAAGGAGAGAAGAGUCAAGAAGGGCUGCCCAGUCUAAGGAUGCUGAUCAAACCCAGGAGUCGCAGGAGGGAUGAGAUCAGACCGGGGAAUAUAUUCAGGACUGUUAUUUUUCAAAGAUCUGUAACUCAAGUGAUUUUUUUUUUAAGAGUAAAGUGUCUGUGGUUAAGAAAUUCCUUUACCAAGUCUGUAUUCCUUGCUUGCCUGCCACAUUGUCUUGGAAAGAGUUGACCCAGUGUGGUGGAACUCUGAGGGAGCAUAUAUAAGCACCUGAGGCGUAGGUGGGCUGGGGUGUGAGGUCACUGGGGUGUAGGGCCAAAGUGCCCAAGAGAGGUGUCAGACAGGUAUCUUCACCUUGGAGUGUCUAAAGACCCAGGGCUAGGAACAGUAACCAGUCACUGUCCAGACCCCAAUUGCUUAGAAACAUGUGGUAUCCAGUAAUUGUGUUCACUCACAACAGAAUGCUCCCUGCCCAGAGAGAGGGACUCAGCCAGGUUGUGAUAGACACAACCUUCAUGUGGUUAAACUAGCAACAUUAUUAAUCUUGUAAUUCCUAUCAACAUAGUUACAAGGUUGCUUCUUCGGUUCAGGUUGGAUUAAUCCACAGUAGAUAUACUAGCACCCCUGUUACUAUAACAGCCAGCACUGGUGCAGUUUGACCUGUUCUAAGCUGCCGAUGUAGACAGGUCUCAAACAUUUUCAUCUUGAUAACUCUCACUAGUGAUAGCAAUCAAGUAUCUGCAAUAUUGCUGGUGGUUGCAGUAAGAUGAGUACUCAGUCUGGUAUAGAAUAUAUACUUGAAGAAAACCCUUUCUGUGGUCAUAAAGAUCCAUGAGGUGGAUCCCUCUGUAGGAUCAGGUGUAAGACUGCUUUUCAUUCUCUCAUUAAGGAGAAAUCCAGAUGUGAAUGGUUGGGUUUUUGUUAGCCAAUGACUAUGUAAGAUUAAACAAGAAACAACAGAAAAAAACCACAACAAACAAGGUUAAUUAAACUCCUGAAGAUGGAUGGUGACAGUUCUACAACAGAUGCUUCUCAGCUAGGAAUUGCUGGAGAUUACAUUGGUGGUAGUCAUUUUGUAAUACAGCCUCAUGAUGACACGGAGGACAGUAUGAAUGAUCAUGAAGACACAAAUGGCUCAAAAGAGAGUUUUAGAGAACAAGAUAUAUAUCUUCCAAUUGCAAAUGUGGCAAGGAUAAUGAAAAAUGCCAUACCCCAGACAGGAAAGAUUGCUAAAGAUGCAAAGGAGUGUGUGCAAGAGUGUGUAAGUGAAUUCAUCAGCUUUAUAACAUCUGAAGCAAGUGAGAGGUGUCAUCAAGAGAAACGAAAGACUAUCAAUGGAGAGGAUAUUCUCUUUGCCAUGUCUACCUUGGGAUUUGAUAGUUAUGUUGAACCUUUGAAGCUGUAUCUCCAAAAAUUCAGAGAGGCAAUGAAAGGAGAGAAAGGAAUUGGAGGAACAGUUACAACUGCAGACGGUCUUAGUGAGGAGCUCACAGAAGAAGCAUUUACUAACCAGUUGCCAGCAGGUUUAAUAACUACAGAUGGCCAGCAGCAAAAUGUUAUGGUUUAUACAACAUCUUAUCAACAGAUCUCUGGUGUUCAACAAAUUCAGUUCUCGUGAUUUGAAGAGGCUUUGGAUUUGGGAAUGGAAGAGACAAGAAAGCUGUACAACUUGUGAGGGGAGACGUUAGUUUAAAAUGACAGAGGAGAGAGUUGUCUCUUUGUACAUUAAAUAGCUGUAAUGUAGCUACCUGAGGCUUGACUAAUGGAGGUGUGAAUUCUGACUCAAAUCUUUUUUUCAUGAAUUUUAAAAAAAUUGGAUUUUAAGGGUAUUAAAGUAUUUUUGUUUUGUACAAGAGUUUGUUGCUCUGUAUAACUCCUGUAUGCAUUGUAUAUUGCAAUUUAUUACUGUCAGAGAUUUGUAGACAGUUUCUUAUUUUCAUAUUGAAUCAUGUUACUUUUGUAAUUCAGGUAAACAGCUGAGUUUAAUUCAUGUUUACCCUUUAAAUAAAAUAAGGGUAAAGUUCAUUUUGAAUGCAAGUUGCCUUUAUUAUAAAAUUUGAAUUGUUCUUGGUUAUGUAAAUUGUCUUGCAUGUCUUAACUAGAUUUUUAAUGUUGACAUAUUUAUUGAAAAUUUGAAAGGAAUUUUUUUUAUGAAACUCUAGCAGCUCAAAAGAAUUGUUAGAAUUGUUUUUUAAUGUAACAUUAGAACUUAAUGUUAAUCCAGAAGCAAACAAUUGUUAGAUCUGUUGAAAUUUAGAUAUUUGGUGCCCCUCAACAGCGUUUACUAUAAUGCAAUAGUUAUUUGAGAUAGCUACUACAGGCAUUCAUUAGGCUACUUUUACAAUUAUAUUAACUUAACUCUGUACAGACUUCUGAAGAAUUUGUUAAAUUUAAAGUAGUCUUAGAGCUAUUGAAAUAUGCUUUCCCUUUAUGCAUGGUUUUUGGAAAGCCAAAUCCCAAAAUGUAACUGUUUCCUCGAGUGUUAUAGGAGGAUUUUAUAGUCUUGUGGUAAAUGACCUCAAUUUAACUUUUUAAACUGAAAUAUUAUAAGGUUUGGUUUCCUGUAAGACUGUGGGAACUCUCAAAUGUUUCAGAAAUAGUGUGUACAGCGUGUGUGUGCACGUGUGUACAUGCAUAUGCAUGUGUGAGUGACUGAAAUAUGAAUAGGUGAUAAAAAAUCUGAAAUGAAAGACUCAAACUUCUAGUUUGUUGUCUCCUUCCUGAUUUUGCAAUAAACUGUACCUAGAUAAUGUAAUUUUGUAUAUUUAGUGAGCUGUUUAGUAACGUUGCUGGUUGGUUUGUUUUUUAAAAAAUUGGGUGAAUAAUCUUGUUAGAUACUUCAGUGUCCUAGACUGUGUUGGUAUAAGGGUGGUAGUGUACUAGCAUCCCUGUUAUUCAGGCUGAGUUUGGAGACUUAAUAUUUCUAUUUGCAUUUCAGUGAGCUGAAAGUUAGUAUAACCCUCACUCUGCCACCCAUCUCUUUUUUUUUUUUUAACUUAAAAACAAAAACAAACCUUUGGCCUGGUGCCAUAGUUUUCCUGGAGGCUAUUUUGGAAAUGUGAUGUUUAAAACCUUAAUGGACUAGAUAACCUGGGUUAAAACAAAACUCAAAAAAAUUAAAUUUCAGAAUUAUGUGCUAUAUGUGGCCAGAAGUCUUGGUGUAUCUUUCUUUGGUAACUGAAAUAAUGUCAUAAUUUAAAUGCAGGUUAACAAUAUGCCAAGGCAAGCCUCUGGAUAAGGUCCACUGUAUUCUGUGGUGAGAUGGACGUAUCUUCCUUAGCAGUGUUCUCAGGUGCUGUGGCAGUCUGGUGUCAUUUUUGCAGCAACACUGGCUAAACUUAAGUUUUUCAUUAAAUAUGAGAUUAAUAACACAAGCA
Molecule: messenger RNA, 4787 nt
Organism: Mauremys reevesii (Reeves's turtle)
Lineage: Eukaryota; Metazoa; Chordata; Testudines; Geoemydidae
Gene: NFYB
Product: nuclear transcription factor Y subunit beta
Exons: 7
Coding region: 2411-3028 (205 amino acids)
Biological process (GO): regulation of transcription by RNA polymerase II
Cellular component (GO): nucleus; CCAAT-binding factor complex
Molecular function (GO): DNA-binding transcription activator activity, RNA polymerase II-specific; RNA polymerase II cis-regulatory region sequence-specific DNA binding; protein heterodimerization activity
Source: RefSeq, a predicted model, not a curated record